GACUUAACACUAGAGCCCUGAACCUGAGUAGAGCGCGUUCGCGCUGAAGUGGAGACGACGGACUUUACGCACAUGGACUAAAGUUCUGGUUUAAGGUUAACUCCUAACGCGUCCAGUUUUUCCUCGCACUGACUGAUCAUAAUCAAAGAAGGACGAAGUCCAGAAGAACAGAAAGCUGAGCUGGAUGGGACGUCUUUAUAAAUAAGAGUCCGGACUGUGGCUCACCGGGCUGAGGUGGAUUUAUGGUUGACUCAGGAACCUGUGCGGAAUGAGAAUUACCUUUUAAUUUGCUUCUGCGGAACUAAUCUGUAAACAUUGUGAUGGAUGGACACGUGUUGUUGACUUGGAUGCUGCUGUGUUUGUUCCUGGGGCAAACGACGACGCAGAAACCGGCGCACGAAGAAGCGCUAAACUGCUGCGAGGGCGACGUCCUCUUCCUGCUGGACUCCUCUGGGAGCGUGUCGUCCUACGAGUACUCGCGCAUGCUCACCUUCCUGUCCGAGCUCCUUCUCCCUUUCUCCCUGGGGGAGGACCAGGUGAGGGUGGGGCUCCUGCAGGUGGGCACCCGGCCGCGCCUCGAGUUCGGCUUCGACGCCCACGGCGCCCAGAGUGGGCUCCAGAGGGCUCUGAGGAACGUCGCGCCGCUCCGGGGCGACACCAACACCGUGGAGGCGCUGAGGAUAGCGAAGGAGUGGGUGCUGAAGCCCGGGGCGGAGCACGGGGCCCGGGCCGGGCUCCCGAGGGUGCUGGUGUGGCUGACGGACGGGGUGAAGCCCGGGGACGUGGUCGGACCCAUGGCGGAGCUGCGGGCGGACGGCGUAGCAGUGCUGGUGGUCUCCACGGGCCACGGCAACUACCAGGUGCUGAGGCAGGUGGUGAGCCCACCUGUGGAGACCCACCUGCACUUUGUGGACAUCGAUGACAUGUACAUCAUCACCGACGACCUGCGGGACGCCAUCAUCGAGAUCAUCCGGGCCGAGCGGAUCCACGUGCGGGACGUGUCCACCACCUCGGCCACGCUCCAGUGGCGACCCGUCCUGUCCGGCCUGAGCGGCCACUACGAGGUCCGCUUCCGUCCGGUUCCAACGGGAGGCGGCGGUGGCGCCGGCGGCGGAGGAGGAGGCGGAUCGGGGACCAGUCCCAGCACCAGCGGGGGCGAUUACCAGAGGGUCACCCAGCCGUCCCACUCCAGCAGUGCCAGGCUGACGCACCUGAAGCCUGACACCACCUACAGAGCUGAGCUGAUCCCACAGUCCAACGAGGUCGCCUUCAACACACUCGAUGUCACCUUCACCACUAAACCAGAGGUGCUGAGCCCGGCUGUGGUAACAGUCUCUGAAUCGGGGCAAACCAGCGUCCGGGUGAGCUGGGGCCCAGUUCAGCCAGAGGCCGUGGCCGGCUACUACAUCGAGUACUCUGCUUUGCCCAGGGGCGCGCUCCAUACCGUUACUGUGAGCGGGACGCACAACUCCACUCUCCUCAGAGACCUCCAGCCGGACACCACCUACCUGGUGACAGUCACCGCCCGCUACGCCUCUGGCAGGGACCGGGCCAUGUCCGUCAAAGUGUGCACGCAGGAAGUCACUCCAGCCUUGGCCGACCUCCAGCUCACCACCACGGGCAGCGACUCUGUGCAGGUGGACUGGAGAGGCAGCGCGGCCGGGUUGAAGGGCUACUGGCUCACCUGGGAGGGACAGCAGAGCCCCGGCCGGCGCUCCUCCCUCUACAUGCCGCCUGACUCCCUGUCAACACGCCUCACGCGCCUCCCCCCGUUAGCCAGAGUGUGCGUGUCACCCAUUUACCGGACGGCGAGGGGGGAGGGGCUGUGUUGCACGGCGCAGUUUCAUUCAGAGGCCCUCGCGUACGGCUACCAGUCGUAGCAGCGCUGGUCUGCGAGUGCACCUUACCAAACAUGGAGGGACCACGGCCACGGGGAGAAUCUGACUUUCAUCCCUAAUUCUUUUCCGUGCCUCUCCCUUCCGUGGACGUCGUCCAGGAGAGUUACUGUAUGCGAGUUGGCUCACUGUGUGCUCAGACCACAGACACUUAAGACUGAUGUGGGACACUGCUCGUCGACUGCUCCGGCCUGAAACACAGCAGGCCGUUCGCUCUCCUCUUUCUGUUGUGCCAUUUUGUUUACACCUGUAAUCCAUGUGUACCGCUCCAUUUAAAAAUGCAUGUGAAAGCCAUUGUUUUGGACCUACAGAGUGUGGCAUGCAGGGAAUGUUGGAUCUCAUGUGGCUUGUCUUAGAGAAAGGCUUUGCACCAUAUGUAGGCUUCAUGCAGUAUAGAGAACAUCUGAGUUACAUUUACAAUUCAUACUUAUGAUGACAUUCAUAUGCAGCCUCUAACAACAGGAUAGUCAGAAAGAAAUGAUGAAUAGUUAUUCAUAUUUAUUAAUACGACUUAAUCAAGCACAGUAUUUACAUACAUGUUGUUUACAUUUUAAGGCUGUUACAUAUUUUUAACCAAUCUUUGUUGCGCUCUACUGUAAAGAUAUAUAGAGGUUUUAGUGGCUAUACACUGUUUGACUGUUAUCUUCCCAAAGGAAACUAAUUGUUUUACAUUUGUUGACCAUUAUUGAAAUUUAACAUGAGAUUGCAAUAAAGUUCUUUUUUUUUGUUUAUA
Messenger RNA from Betta splendens (Siamese fighting fish), 2628 nucleotides. RefSeq names its product von Willebrand factor A domain containing 1 (gene vwa1). The transcript has 6 exons. Bases 321 to 1880 code for a protein of 519 amino acids. NCBI's taxonomy places the organism in Eukaryota, Metazoa, Chordata, Actinopteri, Anabantiformes, Osphronemidae. The record is from RefSeq and is a predicted model, not a curated record. Gene Ontology annotation, molecular function: protein binding.